AUGACCGACGAUGUGGACGCGCAUAUUCACGAAAAGUUCGACCUUCAGGUUUGUACUUUUUCGGUGCUUAAAGGACCAGGGAACCCAAAAAAUUUUUUGUGUCUGUUUGAAUUGUCCCUUAUUGCCAUUCAUACACUGGUGAAAUGGUGCCUCUCAAAAAUGCCGAUGAACGAAACGGCGUGCAGUUGAAGUUGUGGCCGUGGCCUAGCGCCAAUGGCCUAGAAAUAUGAGCUUCUCGGCCAUUUUAUUUUUUCCGCUUUUUUACCGGUUUUUUUUCCAAAAAUGUCACGGUUUCUCCCAUUUUUCAGUUGAUUGACAUUUGUUCGGCACUUACUUAUUUUUUCACUGCUAAAAAAUUGUUUUCAUUCAGUCGAUACACGAAGUCGCGAGUUUUUCGAUUUUAUCGCGAAAAAAUCGGUAAAAAAGCGGAAAAAAUAAAAUGGCCGAGAAGCGCAUAUUUCUAGGCCAUUGGCGCUAGGCCACGGCCACAACUUCAACUGCACGCCGUUUCGUUCAUUGGCAUUUUUGAGAGGCAGCAUUUCACCAGUGUAUGAGUGGCAAUAAGAGACAAUUCAAACAGACACAAAAAAAAUUGCACAAAAAAAUCAAAAAAUUUUUGGGUUCCCUGGUCCUUUAACCGCUUGAAAACUAUUGCAAAUCCUUUCAGAAACGUCUCGGCAAAGGCGCCUACGGAAUCGUUUGGAAGGCGUUCGACAAGCGUUCGCGAGAAAUUGUGGCGCUGAAAAAGAUUUUCGACGCGUUCCGAAAUCCGACGGAUUCGCAGCGCACGUUCCGCGAAGUGAUGUUCUUGCAAGAGUUUGGAAAGCAUCCGAACGUCAUCAAGUUGUACAACAUUUUUCGGGCCGACAAUAACAGGUAUGCAAGUGCGCUCCACCCGAAAAAUCCGGCGCGGGUUUUUCAGAGACAUCUACUUGGCGUUCGAGUUUAUGGAAGCCGAUUUGCAUAAUGUGAUCAAGAAGGGAUCGAUACUGAAAGAUGUCCAUAAACAGUAUAUUAUGUGUCAACUGUUCCGAGCCAUUCGAUUUUUGCACUCUGGAAAUGUGCUGCACAGGUAAAGCUAAAAAGUUUUUUUAAAAAAUGUUCAUGUCUCAAACUAUAUUUUACUAGUUGACCACUUUUUUCUAAGUGUACGGUAGGACGUUGAAGUUGUGACUAGCUCUCAGCAAGUGUUAUGAGUGUACUAACUUCAAAACGCUAUAGUAGGCUUCGAAGUGACUGUAUGAACAAGUUGUCAACUACAAAAUUAUAGUUCAAGGUGUGUACUAUACUUUUGUAGUUGACAAUGUUUCUGUAUGAUCACUCUUGAGAGUACUGUAGCUCAUGGAAGUAAGGAAGUUACUUUCAAAACUUGCAUCAAGUAGUCAUAACUUCUAAGAGCUACAGUAGGCUUAGGAGUCAAUGUACUAAAAAUUUGUCAACUACAAAAAUAAAAAGCAAGUUAAGGACUACAAUUUUGUUGUUGACAACUUUUCUGUACAACCACUUCGAAACAUACUGUAGCGCUUGUAAGUAGAGUCACCCAAAGUGCAGUCACUGUAACUUUGUCAAUUCUUGAAUCUCAGCCCCAUCCAGACUAGACUAUCCUAAACCACGUCAUUACGUGCAAGUGCGAAAAGAAAAAGAACCGGAACUACUUCCGGUUUUUUUUUUGCCGACGGAAGUGCCGCAUUUUCCGCCGCCCAAUUUUGUCCUUUUUUGCAGGGAUCUGAAGCCGUCGAACGUGUUGUUGGACGCGGAUUGUCGCGUGAAAUUGGCCGAUUUCGGACUCGCGCGCAGCUUAUCAUCGGUACGGAGCCCACAUAAAAAACCCAGAAAUCGGGCGAAUUUGUUGCAGCUAGAAGACUAUCCGGAGGGUCAGAAGAUGCCCGAUUUGACCGAGUACGUGGCGACGCGCUGGUAUCGUAGUCCCGAGAUUUUGUUGGCGGCGAAGAGGUACACGAAGGGUGUCGAUAUGUGGAGUUUGGGAUGCAUUCUCGCAGAGAUGCUCAUCGGUGAGUUGGGCGCUCGAAAUGUACAUACAAAACCCGCCCGUGUUCUGCAGGCCGCGCGCUGUUCCCCGGCUCGUCGACGAUCAACCAGAUCGAGCGGAUCAUGAACACGAUCGCGAAGCCGUCCCGUUCGGACAUUCAGAGCAUCAAUAGUCACUACGCGCAGAGCGUCCUCGAGAAGAUGCCCCAAAGACCGCGCAAGCCGUUGGAUCUGAUCAUCAGCCAGAACCAGACGGCCGCGAUCGACAUGAUCCAGAGGUGAGUAGUGGUGGCCGUGGUGGCCGAACUUUCGCUUCUCUUCAGACUGCUCAUCUUCGCUCCGCAAAAGCGACUGAACGUCGAGCAAUGUCUCGUGCAUCCGUACGUCGUCCAAUUCCACAAUCCGUCGGAGGAGCCCGUGCUCCCGUACGAAGUCUACCCGCCACUUCCGGACCACAUUCAGCUGACCAUCGACGAUUACCGUAACCGGUUGUACGAGAUGAUCGAUCAGAAAAAAGCGAGUCUGAGAAGACUACAACACGACAAAAUUCGUACGGUACGUUUCUACUAGAACUCGUAGCCCUUUUCUAGCGCACUGUUUGCAAUCUGUCUUGUAACUCGAGAGUGGUGCAUUAUGGGGACAAAUGUUAAACUAGAAAGUUGUUAGGCAUGACAUUUCCAACAUUUUUGUAGUUUAUCGCUUUUCUAACAAAUCAUUGGUUCUUGAGAUACAGUCCUUUAAAGUCUAAAGAGGUUUUUUGCUGACCUUGUUCAGAAAUUGUCUUGUAACUCAAAAUAGGUACGUUGUCGAGAAACAUGAUCAAUUGCAAAGUUGUUGAGCAAAACAUUGCCUACAUUUUUACAGUUGAUCACUUUUUGAAAUAACGAUUGGUUCUUGAGAUACAGUCUUUUAAAGAUGAGGCAUUAUUUUUUAGGAAUCCUAAACGUCUAAACAUAUCAGGUUGGCGUAAGUGUACUCGUAACUUGACUAACAUUUUUUUUGCUAGAUUCUACAUAUAAUUCAUCUAAUUCUCACACACACACACACACACACCUACUAAUCAUUCGCAUUUAUCGAUUACUUUUGCAGUGCGGUGAAGAGGGUCGUGCUCCGAUUGCUCAGGCCGAGUGUAGUGACACUGAUUAUGAUACGGCGAGAAGUUUGCAAAGAACGACUAGUUUGGACAAGAAUAGCAGCUCACACGACAGUAGUUCCGGCACUUUGAGAGGUAAUCAUUCAUCCAUCGGCGUCGGCCACUGUCUCCCCAACAGCUUCAGCUAAAUUGAGCGCCGCGUUAAAACGGAGUGUCGUUGAAAACAAAAGCAGGUCUCUGAAAUUUCUGGAUUUUUUUUCUGAAAAUGAGAGAAAAAUGAAGUAAAACAGAGAAUUUCCGAAUUGUUAAUGACAGCUGUGACCUUAAAUUAGUUUUCAGUCCGGAUCCUCAAAAACUGAAAUUUCUUAGUCAUUUUUGCAUUUUAUGGGCCGUCUUUGUGCUCAAAAUGACCGCCUUUGUCUGCUGUACAAUCGUGAGGCAACUGUUUUUUGAUUCUGUCAACUGUUUUCUCAAAAUUUCCGAAAAAGUUUGUUUUUUCAAGCCGAAUUCAAAAAAAAACGAAAUUAAUCUUCGAAUUGUCACUUUUACACGUGCACUCUACGAUCAUUUUGUAGCUAUCGAUCAUAUGAACAAACGUGAGGCAAACGUUUUGAAGGAAAACUGUGCAUAAUCGCAAAAACUCGGCAAAACAUCAUUUUCAGUUGAAAAAGCGUAUCCCGUAAAUCGACACUGAGAGCCGCUUUCAAAAAAGCGCGCGAAAAUUUUUUUUUUCCGCCGAAGGGGGGAAACUUUGCCGACUCGACGAACUUUUGCAGAUCGUGCCCAGUCGGCGGAAAGUCGGACCUCGAAAGACAGUAGCGGAGAAGUGAGGAACGGGAACGGAACGGCGCCGAACAGCACGAAACAACGGCGGCGAUCGGUGGAACGAUCGCGACUCUUCGCGAGCAUGAAACCGUCGAAAAUUCUGCACCCGCACAAGUUGAUCUCCAAUUAUUGA
Caenorhabditis sp. 36 PRJEB53466 is the source of this 4040-nucleotide messenger RNA. The record is from the annotation of a GenBank genome assembly. NCBI's taxonomy places the organism in Eukaryota, Metazoa, Nematoda, Chromadorea, Rhabditida, Rhabditidae.